UUAAAAAGAAUGGGCUCUCUGGUAUAUAGUACUCCCUAUGCUUUCAUAUGAUCACAAUCACCCCCUUUCUCUCUCACACAAAAUGAUCAAAAUUGUUGUCUGCCUCCUCCUGGUUCUACAAAGCCUCACAUUGACGGAAAAUGCGGACUGCGGUGACGGGCGUCCGUGUGUGGUAAGCCAUGGGCGUUCGGGUUGGCUUUGCACCGAGGGGUAUGAUGCUUACCCCUUCAUUCACCCUGUAUCAUACACCGCCGCGUGUACGGGAUAUCCCAUGCUCUACCUCUCCCCCUCCGAGCCGGUGAGGACGGAUCCGCAUCUGCGGGCGAGUUUGGCUAUCUCCGAAGGCGACCGUCUGGAUCUCUUCCCGCAGAUCGUACUCUUCGGGAAGCUCCGAAAGCUUCCUGAGCAUUCGGAGGAGUGCUCGAGGGCUGAGAGGGCUUUGUUCGAAGCCCACCCCUCCCUCAGAGGAUUUCCAAAGCUGACAAACACCACCUAUUCCAUUUACAUGCUUGUAGUCGACCAAGUUUAUCUCACCAACAAAGGCGGCAUGCCCACGCUCCUAUCCCUCGAUGAUUACCUUUAUGUUAACUACGAGUAGUUUUUAUUUAUGUUACUGUAUUUUUGUUAAAUCCUAGUACUACUAUUUAGCCAUGUUGGGAAAAGUCAGUUAAGUUUGUAACUUUUUUUUGAACUUUUGGUUUGUAUGUAAACUCUAAUUAAUAUGAUAUGGCUGCUCUGCUUGUUUAA
Messenger RNA from Salvia hispanica, 747 nucleotides. RefSeq lists its product as uncharacterized. NCBI's taxonomy places the organism in Eukaryota, Viridiplantae, Streptophyta, Magnoliopsida, Lamiales, Lamiaceae. The record is from RefSeq and is a predicted model, not a curated record.